UCAGUCUCAAGGCGCCAACACUGAAAUGAAGUGCGUGCACGAUCUUACCAACCUGGGUCUGCUUUGUAUUCACUGUUCCUCUGCUCUCAUCAGCCUUCCUGGCAGCAAUCUCAUCAGCAUUCCUGGCAGCAAUCUCAUCAGCUUCUUAGCAAUCUCAUCAGCAUUCCUGGCAGCAAUCUCAUCAGCAUUCCUGGCAGCAAUCUCAUCAGCUUCACUCAGCAUCAUCCAAAACAUGGCUGCAGUCUCCUCUUCCUGUUCACUAAACUCCAACUCUGAGUGCAAAACCCCACCUCUUCAU
This is a messenger RNA of Staurois parvus, 298 nucleotides long. The record is from the annotation of a GenBank genome assembly. Lineage: Eukaryota; Metazoa; Chordata; Amphibia; Anura; Ranidae.